Messenger RNA from Psylliodes chrysocephalus, 2328 nucleotides. NCBI's taxonomy places the organism in Eukaryota, Metazoa, Arthropoda, Insecta, Coleoptera, Chrysomelidae. The record is from the annotation of a GenBank genome assembly.
GUAAACGGCGACGAUGAAUGGGAAUACGAAGAGAUCAUCCUCGAAAGGGGUGGCGCCGGCUUGGGUUUCAGCAUCGCCGGCGGCACCGACAACCCUCACAUCGGCGACGACACCGCCAUCUACAUCACGAAGCUCAUACCCGGAGGAGCGGCAUCUGCCGAUGGCCGUUUGAAAGUCAACGACUCCAUUUUGUCCGUUAACGAUGUACCAGUCGUUGACGUACCCCACGCGAUGGCGGUGGACGCGCUUAAGAAAGCCGGCAACACCGUCAAACUGUGCGUACGAAGGAGACGGCAACCUCGCAACAUGCGCCUCAUGGAGAUCGAGUUGGUAAAGGGCAACAAAGGUCUCGGAUUCAGCAUCGCCGGGGGUAUAGGCAACCAACACAUCCCCGGCGAUAACGGCAUCUACGUCACCAAAGUCAUGGACGGUGGCGCCGCUCAAGUUGACGGCAGGUUGCUCGUUGGUGAUAAGCUGGUGGCGGUCAGAGAUUCUAUGAAAGGAGAAGUGAAUCUGGAGAACGUGACCCACGAAGAUGCCGUCGCGACGCUGAAAACGACGCAGGACCGGGUCGUUCUUGUCGUUGCCAAACCAGAGAGUGCCUUUAAUGCUCCCGCAUCGGAUACUUCCUAUUCGCCACAACUUUCCACAAAAGUCUCACAUGGUUAUGCAGACUCCGUACACUCAGUACAUUCGUCGAAUUUGGCAUUACAUCACCCACCAUCAACUCCUAGGGCUAUUAGCGCUGAAGAUAUUACGAGAGAUGUAAGGACAGUGGUCCUCCAGAAAGGCACUUCAGGACUCGGCUUCAACAUAGUCGGAGGGGAAGAUGGCGAAGGAAUAUUCAUAUCCUUCAUUCUCGCCGGCGGCCCGGCAGAUCUGAGCGGCGAGCUAAGGCGCGGCGAUCAGAUUCUGAGCGUCAACGGCGUGAAUCUCAGAAAUGCGACUCACGAAGAGGCCGCCCUGGCGCUGAAGGUAAAUAAUGCAGGCACCAGUCAAACGGUUAGCGUGGUAGUCCAAUAUAGACCGGAAGAGUACAAUAGAUUCGAAGCUAAGAUCCAUGACCUCAAACAACAGAUGUCCCACCCGGUCACGGGGGGCACUUUGCUUAGAACAUCACAAAAAAGAUCGCUUUACGUCAGGGCGUUGUUCGACUACGAUCCGUUGAAAGACGACGGCCUUCCGUCUCGCGGCCUGGCUUUCCACUACGGUGACAUUUUGCACGUGACCAAUGCCAGCGACGACGAAUGGUGGCAGGCCAGAAGGGUUUUGAAUACCGGAGACGAACAGGGUAUGGGCAUUGUCCCUUCGAAAAGGAGAUGGGAGAGGAAGCAGAGGGCCAGAGAUAGGUCCGUCAAGUUUCAGGGACAUUCGCCAAAUAUUCUUGAUAAGCAAUCAACUUUAGAUAGAAAAAAGAAAAAUUUCUCGUUUAGUAGAAAAUUUCCUUUCAUGAAAAGCAAAGAUGACAAAUCCGAAGAUGGAUCAGACCAAGAACAUUUUAAUUUUUUUGUACCUUUAGAACCCAAUUCUGAACAACUUAACCACGAUAAUGAUAACGAAAAAAAUCCUCAAUCUUUCAUGCUAUGUUAUACUCAAGAGGAUGCUAACGCAGAAGGUGAAAUAUUAUAUCGCGUCGAACUGCCCUAUCUGGAAGAAAUAACGCUAAUUUAUUUGGAAGAUAAUGACAAAGAAUUUAGCAACGAGGAAACCGUUUUAUCGUACGAACCAGUACAGCAGUUGCAUAUAAAUUAUACCAGACCGGUUAUUGUACUGGGUCCACUCAAAGAUCGUAUCAAUGAUGAUUUGAUAUCAGAGUUUCCUGACAAGUUCGGCAGUUGUGUACCACAUACAACGCGGCCAAAGCGAGAAUACGAAGUCGACGCCAGAGAUUAUCAUUUCGUAGCUUCUAGAGAACAAAUGGAGAAAGACAUCCAAAAUCACCUAUUUAUCGAAGCUGGACAGUACAAUGACAACUUGUACGGCACCUCAGUGGCUUCCGUUCGAGAAGUAGCGGACAAGGGCAAACAUUGUAUUCUGGAUGUUAGUGGAAAUGCAAUAAAGCGGUUGCAAGUCGCUCAGCUUUAUCCUAUCGCAGUUUUUGUCAAACCAAAAUCUGUCGAAUCCAUUAUGGAAAUGAAUAAGAGGAUGACAGAAGAACAAGCUAAGAAGACUUACGAAAGGUCAAUCAAAAUGGAGCAAGAAUUCGGUGAAUACUUUACAGCUGUAGUUCAAGGAGACACUCCUGAAGAAAUCUACAAUCAAGUCAAAGAAGUAAUCAAGGAACAAUCUGGACCAAACAUUUGGGUGCCGGCCAAGGAGAAACUGUGA